AACGUCAAAGUUAUGCGUGUGAAAUUAUUCUUGUGCAGAAUUUCCAUAGACACUAGAGGGACAGUACCACGUUGUUCGCUACAAUGGCCGAUCUGGACGAUUUUUUCGCGAAAAAGGACCGUAAAAAGUCGAAAACAAAGAAAUUUGCUACCGCGGAGGAACUUGCCAAACGCAUAGAGGACACAGCGAAGAAGGCGACCGAGACAAAGCCACGGAAAGUGAACCCAACAAACACCGAAGAAGUCGAAUCGAAAACUCCACCUGUAGAAGAAGAGUGGAAAGAAUUCGAAGAGGAAAGGAAAGAUUACAGCGGUCUCAAGUUGGCACAAUUGAACAUAAACGAGGAAGAACAAAAUCAAACCAAUUACGGAACGGACGAAAGUGCUGCAGCGACGGGGGAAAACGAAGGCGAGAAAGGUGCGGACAGUGUGGAUCGCAAAGGCUCAGGAGCUUGGAAGGUGGUGGAUUCGUCAGCGGAAGGAUCUGCCGACAAACUUCAACAGCAGUCAAAUGCUGCUGGAUCCAAUGCAUACAUUUCGCCCGCGAUAAAAAAUAUGCGUUUGAAGGGCAAAAAAGGAGUUGCCCCGGAUUUGAAAAACGAGGAUUUCUUCCCAACACUCGGUGCAGAACAGCCAGACGCUUCGCGGACUAAGAAAGAUUCCACAUUCGAGGAGGUGAAACACGGUGGCCGCGUCAGACAGUCCGACAUAGCGUCGGCAGCACCCCUAUCAGUAGGUAAUAGAUUCACUUCGCUGAGUAAUGAUGCGAGCUAGAGAGUCCCGCUUGAUGUUUUGAUGCCGUGAUUUGUGUGGAGGAAAAAGUACAUCUCAACCUAAAGCUUCACACAUAGCCGAUUCCUUCUGGCGCGACGAAUAGGAGACCACAGGAAAACCCCAAAUGCCGGAUUAUCCUGUUUCAAGCAACUCGCUUCGAGUUUGAGAGACGGAUGGUGUAUGAAACUACGGAGAUUUCCAACAAGUCUAGCUUUCCUACGCCAAAUUACGGUCAAACAGGUUUUUCAAAAUUAUUUCGGUAUUGUAAAUGGAACAGAAUUAUCCGGUAUGGAAAACGAACCAGGCAGUUUUUUUUUUUACGAAAAUUUAGAUCGUCUUUUCUAUAUUUUUAAUACAUAAUGUAACACAACGAUGAAAACUCAUUAUGUAUGCCUUUUUGUGUUAUUCGAAACUGUAGUCCAAUCUUCAUUUACUGUGGGUUACUCUUUAAGAAAUUAUCUGAAACUACGUUAUUAUUUACAAUAAAAAAAAGCUGAACUAUA
Messenger RNA from Toxorhynchites rutilus septentrionalis, 1276 nucleotides. Its product is annotated as protein CDV3 homolog. The record is from RefSeq and is a predicted model, not a curated record. The transcript has 2 exons. Gene Ontology annotation, cellular component: cytoplasm. Bases 84 to 773 code for a protein of 229 amino acids. NCBI's taxonomy places the organism in Eukaryota, Metazoa, Arthropoda, Insecta, Diptera, Culicidae.